CGUGACGGAAGUAAAACAAGACGGAACUUCCGUUUCCGAUUUUUUUUUCCCCCAGCGUUUUGUUGUUAAAAUUUGGGAAAAAAGCGGAGAAUCGAAUUGAAAAUUGUUAUGCUCACCCCUAAACGUGAAGUAAACGUUAAUAAGGAAAAUGAACAAAAACGUGGAGCCAGCAGCAGCGACUGGACGCAGCAGAGGGAGAAAUCUGGGAGAUUUACUCUGAAAGAUCAGCCGCAGACGGCUUUCACGUUUAACGGAAAAGGAGCAACAGAGGAUAAAUCAGGAUGCUGUUUUAAUUCCCCGCGUUCAUAUUUGUCUUCCCUGUAGAUGUUCAGCAGAUGGUGUUGAUUAAAGAAGAGGCUUCUGAAGAACGGAGGCCUGGUGUGAGCCAGAUGGACCUGGAGACCCUCAACGUGAAGGAGGAAGUGGAGGAGCCAUUUAAUGAAUAUGAGAUGAUGGAGACUUAUGACACCAGCGUUUCACCCACUGCAGGUUUUUGUCAGUUUCAGGAGGAUGAAGAUAAGGUUCUGUUGUUCAAUCAGCACCAGGCUACAGACAGAGAUCUUCCAACCAGCAGCUGUCCUGACUACAUGAAAACAGUAAGUGACGGAGAGGACUGUGGAGGAACAGAAAGUGACAGGAAUCCAGAUCUAAAUCCUUAUGAAGAUAAUUCCAACUCUUCAGAGACUGAAAUCAGUGAGAAUGAAGAUGACCAAUUUGCGAACAGUUGUGACUGUCACUUGAAACCCUUGUCAGACUCUGACCCAGAAACUGAACAUGGUAAUAAAGAAUGGAAUGAGAACAGGUCUGCUGAGUCAGAUGUUAAGGCUGUGGACAAACCUUUAAGCUGCCCUGAGUGUGGUAAACCCGUUCUCCGCAAGUGUCUUCCCCAGAAACACGUGAAAGUUACAAGUCUUACAGCAAUAAGCUCUUCAAGCUGUUGGAGCAAUAAGAAAGGUGAUGGCAUGAAGCAAAAUGUAGACGCAUGCAUGGCAGUCCAGACAGAAGAAAAAUUGUUUAGUUGUGAUUUUUGUGGAAAAACUUUUAACCAUAAAUCAAAUUAUAACAAUCACAUAAGAGUCCACACAGGACAGAAGCCGUUUACUUGUGAUGUUUGUGGACAAACAUUUAGUGAAAAGUCUAGUUUAAACCGACACACGAGAGUCCACACAGGACAAAAGCCUUUUAUUUGUGAUGUAUGUGGACAAAAGUUUAGACAAAAGACACAUUUAAAUGGUCACAUGAGAGUCCACACAGGACAGAAACCUUUUGCUUGUGAACUCUGUGGACAAAGAUUUAGCCAAAAAACAAGUUUAAACUAUCACUUGAGAGUCCACACAGGACAAAAACCCUUUGCCUGUGAUGUUUGUGGAAACAGUUUUGGCCAAAAGAAAAUAUUAAAAAUUCACAUGAGAGUCCACACAGGACAGAAGCCCUUUGAAUGUAAGAUCUGUGGACAAAAAUUUAGCCUCAAUGCACAUUUGAACAGACACCUAAGUGUCCACACGGGACAUAAACCUUUUACAUGUGAUGUUUGUGGAAAAGGAUUUAGCCAAAAGGCUAAUUUAAACACUCACAUGAGAGUCCACACAGGACAGAAACCUUUUGUGUGUGAUGUUUGUGGAGAGAGAUUCAGGCACAAGAUAAGUUUAAAUGCACAUACACAAGUCCACACAGCAAAGCCCUGAUUUAAUUACAAGGCUCCCUAAUGAUACCAUUUUAAUUUUCACAUCCUAGUUUUCAGUCCUGCACCUCUGAUGGCAGUCAGAGAUCGGUGGUGCCCAAUCCUGGUUCUGGAGGGCUACUAUGUAGACACACAUGAUCAGUAGAAUUUAUUAUAUUUCAUUAAUAUGUUUAGCUAUACUCGAAAAUGCUAAUAACAUUUAAUUACUACUGAUGAAAGUGUAAAUGUGCAUAUCUAUUGUAUUAUGUAUGGGUUGGUAAUAAUACAUUCUAAAUUAUAUUCAAUGAUAGAAGGGGUUGUUAAUCACAUACAACGGGUUGCCGUAGCAUUAAGGAGCAGACUCGCAGCAACAACCUGAUUCCAGGUGCCUGCUGUGGCUCUGCCACAAUCUGCUGCAGACCGCUGCAAAUAAACACAAUGGUGGGGAUUUUUCUCCCACCUGUAGCAUUUAGUUUUUCACAACCAUUGUGGGUUUUUUUCCGGAACCCCAUGUGAUCGUGAGCAUACUAGCCACUAGCAUUAGCCAAUUUGCUCAUUGUUUCACUCGUGAUCCCAAACCUUGGACUGUUUCUGCUUUUUACAAUGGUUUGUGUCUAUUUUCCUCCACAGCACAGAGGUUAGUGCUCCAGUAAACGUGUUCAGACUGGUGCGCACAUUUAACAAAGCCUCAAAUCUGUAAAAAAAGAUUAGAAUAAUUUAACAGGGUAUCCGCGGGUCCUUAAAAAGUCUUAAAUUUGCUUUUCCAAAUUUAAGGCCCUAAAAAUCCUUAAAAAUGACAAAUAAUCCUUAAAUCCAGUUUCCAAAGGUCUUAAAUGACCAAAGACCCAAAUAAACAAGAUUCUUUUAUUUCUACAAAAUGUUCGUGACUUUCUAGUUAGUGUUCAGCAUUUUUUGUGUACGAUAUUGGCGUAAGCGGAACCGUACACAUUCAGUUGGUUGUGAAAGGGGGCUAUUUUUAGAUUAGCACAUUAGCUGGUUAAGCUAGGAGUUUGUGCAAGUUUAUUUGUAACUGGAUGGCUAAUCCCACGUUCGUGACGCGGUUAGCACCGGUUUCAGGCAAUAGCUGGAAAUUAUAGCUCAAAUGUAAUUAAAAAAAAUAGCUUAAAUUUUUUCAAAGUGGCCUUAAAAAAGGUCUUAAAAAGUCUUAAAUGUGGCUCCCUUAAACCUGCAGAUACAAGGAAUCAAACCAUUCAAUAAUUUGUUUCAGUCCUAAUAACCACGGUUUCACAAUUGCCACGAUUAUUUUACGUGCAUUUCACAUCUGUAUUAACAUGUAUAAAUCACACAAACACAUGUUUUGAACUCCAUAAGAUAUUUAUUACUGCUUUACAGAGAUACUGCUUAGGAAAAUGUAUUUGUAAACCAAAAGCAAUCUGCUAUUUAUUUACAGUAUAAAACCUAAAAAAAAACUCUUAAUUGUGACAAACAUUUAUCUGUUGACAACUGCUCUGGGUUAGGGUUCAUAAAACAUGGCUUAUACCAAACUAUAUGGUGUUAAUUUAAGUUGUGGGCAUGAUGUUUAUUCAGGUCAACAAUGAAGGAUGGAAGCACCUAAUGAAGUGAGAUGCUAAAUUCCAACUAGUGCAGUUGUUAUGAAUAUUCUAAAUAUAUUUUCUACUUGAUAUCUUUAUUUUCAGUUUAACUAUAUAUGUGAAUAUGUAGUUUUGCCACGACCCGUUGACGGAUCUCAGUUGUGGGGUUGGAUCUACGGUUGUCUUCCAAACUGUCUUUGCAUGCUAAUGGACAACAAACAACAUGACCUACUCACCGUUUACAGAUGUCAGUCAACGGGACAGUCCACCAUACACUGUCAAAGACACAAAUACAUUCUUUUUCCAAAUAAAGAACUUAAGUUUUUCUAUCUGCUCUUGACUCAAAGAAAAGCUCAAGUCUAAAUUGUCCAUACUAGGUGCCAAAGCUGUUUUAAAUGAGCUGUUGCCAUCUUAGUUUUUCUCAGUCGUAGUAACAUUCCUCCCACCAAACUGAUAGAGCACUGUGAUUGGCCCAUACAACUGAUAGAGCACUGUGAUUGGCCCAUAAAACUGAUAGAGCACUGUGAUUGGCCCAUAAAACUGAUAGAGCACUGUGAUUGGCCCAUAAAACUGAUAGAGCACUGUGAUUGGCCCAUAAAACUGAUAGAGCACUGUGAUUGGCAUUCCACCAGACUGGUCAGGGGUGUCAUUUAUCAAACAUUGCGUAGAAUCAUUACUAAAACCGUACUUAAGCUCAGCAAAAGAAAUGUACUUACGCCAAGUAGGAUUGUGAUCUAUCAAACAUGGAGUACGCAAAGCUGCACGCAAUCUCCGCUUCAUAAAUCAGAGACUAACGAGACUGUUUCUCAGCUGCAUUUUAGUCACAUCCCGCCCUCACCACGCCCACUUACUGCCAUAAAUAGUCAAUGCAAAGUGCCUUGUGGAUCUCAUGCAUAUACAUAAGCUGGCUGUUGCAGCGCUCCUCCAAUGACAUGGCGACCGUAGAUCAAGGCAGAUCAAGGAAGCACAAUUUCACAGAAGCAGAAAUUGAGGUACCGGUGGGUGAGGUGGAGAAAUGAAAGGAAGUGCUUUUGCAAAACAAGUAAGAGAAAAUCCACAGAGUGGCACAGCGGUGCUGAAGCCGUCAAUGUUGUGAAUUCUUCAGAGAGAUCUGUGGCGGAUAUAUAAAAAGAAAUGGUUCAAUUGGGAUUCAAUCCCCAGACUCCCGAGUGAAAGUUACGCGCACUAACCAGUCAGCUAAAUGAAGAUCUCCCCUUUUCAACUAGCCAGGGUGCAUGAUCAAUCGGGUCACAGUGACAGGACACACACUGUCACAGAUGCAUGACAUUCUGUCUCAAAUCUGUCCCCCUGCUGAUAUUCUGCAUUCCGUAUUUUGCGCUUCAGGCUCUGUGUGUGUGUGCACGUGCACGUGUGUGUGUGAGUGUGCGUGCAUGUGUGUGUGCGUGCGUGUGGGGGUCUUGUUCUGUAUGAAAACAAAACGGUACAAGUGAUAAUGCUGGAGGAUUUCAUAAUUGUAUCCUUCUCAGCAGCAGCACUGCAGGUGCUCUCCAUGUCCAACAUGUGCGUAAGCCAGGUCCUUAGUCAACUUAAAGUUGCGCACAUUUUUCCACUAAGUUUUAUUUCAUAAAUCUCAAAGUUUGCGUGGAAAGUUUCUUACGCAGUUUUCCAACCCCGUUUUGUGCGUAAGCAAGCUUGAUAAAUGAGGCCCCAUGGCUGUGGAGGUUCCAGUGGAGCGUGGCUAGACCGACAUGCAGAGCAAAAUCAUUUUGUUUCUGAUACUAUCUGUCUAGAUUUCUAGGCUUGGGUAAUCAGUCUUGUUCAAAACGAUCUUUGUUGUAGUGUGUAACGCAUCGUCAUUUGACCAAUCACAGUCACAGAGACAGCAUGCCAAAAAUUGUUUACACGCUGCAGCAUCAGCAUCUCACAGCAGUUGGAGGUUUAUCUAGAUGUUCUCUAGGUAACACGUGUAGAGGGUUGAGUGGUUUUAAUAAACAGUUGGAGACGGAUUUACCAUUUGACAGCAUGGGUCAAAGGACUUUAGCAGAUUUGAUUAAUUUCAGUUGUUUCCAAAGACUCAUCAUGUUUUCUUAUUAGUUGAGUUUGAAGUGUUGGGAUUUUAACAUAUACUGAGAGUGUUUACAUAACAUAGUUUUGCCAUCCACCUUAUUCCUUGCUGGCUCAUGUAGAAAACGAUCAACGUCCGGUGAGAUACCGGAAAUAGUGCAUAAUCACUGGCUUCCAGUGUGAGGUUUUGUUUCUUGCAGCAGUUUUAUUUGAAUAUUUCAAGAGGAUUUUAAAUAUUAUUUGCCUCCCAAAAAUGUACUCGCGUGGCUCGGGAACAUGUUGCACUGUUUGCAGUUGUAUUAACAACCAGAGAAAGUUAAGUUUGUGGCUUCAAGAGCGAUGUUUGGAAUAUGCACUCCACUUUUGCUAUAUAUCAAUUCAUGAGGACCCAGUUAUUCUUUCACUGCAUUCUCAACCUGAACUAAAAAUAAUUCUAAAAUAUCUACAUAGACUUUAGACCCCAAAAAUAAUUUCAUUUAUUUAUGCUUUUAACAAGCAGACAAGUUCUUAAAAUAGAGCUCAAUGUUUAACAUUAUAUAUUAUCAAAUAUGUUGAUCAUCAUUAAACCUAUUGUAAAAAUGAUCCUCCUAAGGAUGGCAGUGGCAUGGCUGUAUUUCACUCCAUUUAUUUAUUUAUAGGCAAGGCAAGGCAGCUUUAUUUGUAGAGCACAUUUCAAACACAGAGGCAAUUCAAUGUCCUUUACAAUUAUCAGGACAUGAUAUGAAAACACAUAAAAGCACAAAUUAAAAUACACAUAGACGGAAUUACAGUUUAGAGCUAAAGGAGAAGACAAAGUUACAGCGCAGAUUACUGUGGAGACGACGCAUGAUAAGAAACGAUUGAUGAGUACGUUAGGGUUUUUAGUUUUGUUUUAAACACUCGGGUUGGGGCAGAUCUGAGGUCAUGGGGAAGCUGAUUCCAUAUGUGAGCAGCAUAGUAGCUAAAAGCGUCUCCACCAUGUUUUGUUCUGACCCGAGGUUCUACCAGCUGAUUGUUUCCAUGGGAUCUCAGAGCCCUAUUGGGUGUGUAUACAGGAAUGAGAGCGGACAUGUAUUUUGGUCCCAUGCUAUUGAGUGAUUUAUAAACUAGUAGGAGCACUUUGAAAUCUAUUCUGUAGUUUUUCUGGGAACCAGUGUAGGGAUCUAAGAACAGGAAUGAUGUGCUCCGUUCUCUAAGUUCUUGUUAAGACUCAAGCAGCAGCAUUCUGAACAAGCUUCAGUUGCUUCACAGCUUUUUUGGGAAGACCAGUCAGCAGACCAUUGCAAUAGUCUAGCUGACUAGAAAUAAAAGCAUGAAUAAGUCUGGUCUGGACAUGAGUUCUCUGAGUCUUGAUAUUUGAAGGUGAUAAAACGCUGAUUUAGUUAUAGCCUUAAUAUGUCCAGAGAAACUCAGGUCUGAGUCAAUAAUUACACCAAGAUUUCUAAUGUGGGUCUUUGUCUUUAUUCCCCUGGAGUCUAGCUGAGCAACAACAUCCAUUCUAUUCUUCUUGUUGCCAAAGACAAUAACUUCAGUGUUGUCUUUGUUUAGAUGAAGGAAGUUUGACUGCAUCCAGUUGUUUACUUGCUCUAGGCACUGACAGAGUAAGUCCAGUGGAGUAGUGCCAUCUCCUAUGGUGUAUAAAAAUGACCCACCCAGGUCAGUGAUUACAGUUGGUUCAAAGGGGGCCCAGUGACAUGAGGUCCACACCAUGAGGCUGGAAGUGGGUGACAUGUUUCACGCUAGGACUCAUGGGAGAAUAAGGUAGACAGCCUUACUCAUUUAAAAGACAUAACAGUUCUGCAAUUCUUAUAGCAGUGUUUGUGAAAACACUUCGGACAUUGCUGAUGUUAGCUAUUUUAAAUGGUUGGUCACUUCCUGGGUGGAGUCGUAGUUUACCCAUAAUUCCUGUUUUAAAAAUGCGCCUAAAGGAGGCACUGCCUUGUAGAUCGAGAGAGACAUUCAGUGCGUUUACAUGCAGCCAGUAACCCUUUUAAAACCCGAAUAUUCACAAUAACCCGGUUCCGCAGGUCCGUGUAAACACCGCCAGAAACCUGGAUAUGCUCAUAACCGGGUUUUUAAAAACCCGGUUACUACACCUGGGGGUAACCCUUUUAUAACCCGAAUGUUUGGUCGUGUAAACGCAUAUCGGGAUAUCCCCAUCAAAGCGUGUGUUCUGCGCAUGCUCUGUUCGCAAGGAAUCUUGGUCUUUUGAGUAGCGAGACGUCUUGUAUGCGCCAGAACACCGGAAGUAAACAACAAGUUGGGAGCAACAUGGCGAGUCGCGGCACAGCACCACACUUUUGGAGUGACGAGGAAACUAAAGCGCAAACAAACGCGGUCGCUAUCUCUUCCGAACUGGGAAACAUGUUGUUGUUUUCAUGGAUACUGGAACGAGAAGAACCGGAAAUGACGCAUAUUGCGUCUGGACGUAGUCCAUACGUUUAGACGCUACCACAACGUCCGCAUUUACAUCGGGUUAUGCAAGUUAGAGGUAACUCUUUCUAUUUAUGCUUGUAAACGGGUUAUUCUGAUCAACUCAGAAACCCAAAUGCCGACCUUAACCCGAUACCCGGAUAUUGGCUGCAUGUAAACGUAGUCAGUGACUGACAGAACCCCCCGCUAAGCCCCCCUGCGUGUGCUCUGUUAACAAUAGCACACCCGCAUGUGCACAGACCCGAGUGAUCGCUGAAACUGCAGACAGCUGUAGGGUUCUCCCUCCACCUCGGUCACUAGAAGACAGGGAAGAAGACACAGCUCUGAGCCGUAUUGUUUCGUAUCGACUUGUGAGUUGCAAAGCCAACUGGAGGCGUGGCCCAGACUCUGCUGCAGUCCAGUCCAGUUCAGUCACGUAAUAUGGUAUCGGCAACUCUUAGCCAACAGCAAUGGCUGAUUUACAAUCAGAGUAAGAGUUUAACCUGAAGACAGAGCACUAAUGACGGUUUUAGGUGGGACAUUUUGACCAACAUACUUUGCCCCCUAAACUUGCAAAAUUGUUAUCAUUAAAAAAAACUUCUGAAAAAUCACAAACCACUGAUUGUUCACAAAUUGCAAGGAGUCAGUGACAUAUUUUUUUAAAUCCAGUGAUCCAUCAGAGAUCGUGUCUCUGCAACAAAUCUUUAAGUGAUCUGUGCAGUGGAAGUUUUUAAGGACAUUGUAGUACAAACACUUGAUUAGAUAAUUUCGUAAUACUGUACAUUCCUACAGCACUAAAAUGGAGAUAGAAUGACAUUUUGCUCUUAACAGUUGUUUAUUAAAGUAGGCCAUGAAACAGCUGGGAUAAAGCUGUAACUCCAGCUCUUUCAAACUAAACGUUUAAUCACACAACCCACUCAUCAGAGCAGAGGCACUCAUCAACACAUAAUGAUAACCACUUAAGGAAGAUAUUUUGGAAUAUUUUCUGAUCUUUUCAUGUUUGGUGUUCUGCAAAUUAGUCUCAUGAUAUUUCAUAAUAACAUAGGAUGAUCCCUAAUAAUUUUCUCAGUUAAUAUGUUUUUCUAUUUUUUUGAGCAGAAGAACUGUCAACCUCAUGGUACAAAAUGGUUUCCAUUUUACAAAAAUAACAUUGAUGAAUUUUUAAAAUUAUUCCAACAUAUUAUAAAAUAUUCUUACUAGGACAGGAUUUUAAAGAUUCCUAACUUUCAGCACAACAAUUGAGUGAGAUCAAUAUAUGUAUAAUAUGUAAAUGUCAGAGGUCACUAUAAUACCCAAACUACAAACUAUUUUUUCGAGCUCUGUUGGUAUAGAAUAGUCUCAUCCAGGUUUGAAGAGUCUGGGUUUUGUAGUUUUAUAAUAAGAGAAGGUGAAAGUAGUUUAAAGAGAGGAAAAAGUAGUUGGAAAUGCCCAUUCUUAAUCAGGAAUCAAAAAUUGGAACCAACUUUAUUUUCUGAUGAUUAAAUAUUGCAGAUUCCGUUAGUGAUUUCAGUACGAAGAGGUGUUGAUUUAUGAGGAGGUUGGUGUUUAAAAUAUUGAAGAAGAAAAUAGUUUAAAAUAAUUGUUUUUGUUUUGUUUUUUCUAUUGCUUUAUGGGCAGAUUUAUUAUUAGUUUUUUAUAUAAUAUGUUUCUGUAUUUAUUUAUUGAUUUAUCUUUGUGUGAAUAUGCAUGCUCACAUUUAUCUCUAACUUGCUGCUGCCCCACCUGCAUUUCACUGUUGUUGUACAAUAAAAGACUGUGUUUAAAAUUAUGUUUUUAAUUUUUUUUUAGGAUCAUAGGUCCUUCCUACCAGCAGCUGUGAGAUUUUAUAACCACCACUGCUUCAAAAACAGUCAACUGUUAUUGCUGCUGCUUUUUGUGAUUUGCACGUUUUCUUUAGUUAUACUUACAUUCAUUCCUAUCACCACUGUACUGUUUUCCUUUCAGUCCCUGACAAUCUUCUGCUACAGUAUUUUAUACAUUAUUUAUUUUUAUACGUGAAUUCAAUUAACUCAGUACAGUACAGACUCUUCAGUCUGCUUUGUUCCACACCAAAGGAAAAUUAAUUAAUCUAUUCUACUUUUCUAUUCUAUCAACAGUGAAAAGCACAAAGCCUAUACAUUUGGUCAACAAAUCUUUUACUUUUAAGCAGUUUUUCUUUAAAUCCUGACAUUUUAUAUUUAAAUAUUCUAUUGGAUCUUUAAUUUUGCUUUUUCCUUUUCCACAGUCUUGCUUUUAGUUCCAGUCAGCUUGUGUUUCCUGACGGAAGAAAAAAAAAGACGGGAAUUCCGUGUAGGAUGUGAUGUUUACUGUUCUUUUGAGGGGGAACAAACACCAACAAGCGGGUAAACAAAUUGAAAGUCUUUAUGGCCUCUAACUGGACAGGAGGAGGAGUUAAGAUGGCGGAGUGAGCGGUAGCACUUUUGCAGGCUCUGGUAUUGAAAACGGAAUUGUCCUUGACUUUAAACCGUAAAAAACAACAAGAAGAUAAAAAGAACUGCAUAAACAACCCCUGAGCCCCACGGAACGUUAUUUUCCUCAAGGCUGACCACCAUUACUCUUUGGUUUUUGCUUUUUCCCUUCGACAACAUGAGCAAGAUGGCUAAAGGUAGCAUAACGGUUAAGGCUCAAAAGAUAACAGACCACGACUACAACCUAACAAGAAGCAUGUGAAGAAGAAGAAAUUGAAGAAAUAGAG
Molecule: messenger RNA, 10324 nt
Organism: Nothobranchius furzeri (turquoise killifish)
Lineage: Eukaryota; Metazoa; Chordata; Actinopteri; Cyprinodontiformes; Nothobranchiidae
Product: zinc finger protein OZF
Biological process (GO): regulation of transcription by RNA polymerase II
Molecular function (GO): RNA polymerase II cis-regulatory region sequence-specific DNA binding; DNA-binding transcription factor activity, RNA polymerase II-specific
Source: RefSeq, a predicted model, not a curated record